GUGACCCAAUGCCAUUCUGCAACUAAAGUGUAAUUUCGAUUUGAAUUUAAAAACAAAACAAAACAAACCAGAUUAUAUUAAAACCAUGAAAAUAGCGGUUGAAGGCUGUGCUCAUGGCGAACUGGAGCGCAUCUACGACACUAUCGCAGGCAUCGAGAAGGAGAGCGGCACCAAGAUAGACCUGCUGCUAUGCUGCGGCGAUUUCCAGUCCACCCGGAAUCUGGAGGAUCUGCAGACCAUGGCGGUGCCAAAGAAGUACCUGGAUAUUUGCACCUUCUACAAGUACUACAGCGGGGAGAGAGUGGCGCCGGUGCUGACAAUUUUCAUUGGCGGCAACCACGAAGCCUCCAACUACCUUCAAGAGCUGCCCUACGGCGGCUGGGUAGCACCCAACAUCUAUUACCUGGGUUACGCCGGUGUGGUUAACGUGAACGGUGUGCGCAUUGCGGGCAUAAGUGGCAUUUUCAAAGGACAUGACUUUCUGCGUGGCCACCACGAAUUUCCGCCCUAUUCGGAGGCCACAUGCCGCAGUGUCUACCAUGUGCGACAGCUUGAGGUGUUCCGGCUGAAGCAGCUGUCCGGGCGAGUGGACGUCUUCCUCUCCCACGACUGGCCCGCCGGCAUCUAUGAGUAUGGCAACAAGGCGCAGCUCCUGCGGAGAAAACCCUUCUUUGCAGCGGACAUGGAAAGUGGUCAGCUUGGCAGCCGUCCGUUGGAGGAGCUGCUGAAGGCGAUACAGCCAGCCUACUGGUUCGCCGCUCAUCUGCACUGCAAGUUUGCUGCUCUAGUGCCGCACAAUCCCUGCCAGAAACGACAGGAUGACGGCGCCGCCUCCUCCUCCUCCUCCAGCAGCAGUGAGGACGAAGAUGAGGAGAAAGCUGCCCCCACUCCCCCACCGUCGAAACCUGUUCCUGUCACAAAAUUCCUGGCUUUGGACAAGUGCCUACCGCGUCGUGGCUUCCUGCAGGUGGUAGAAAUACCCAGUGACCCAAUUGAGGGUAAUCCCCGCCUGCAAUAUGACCCCGAAUGGCUGGCCAUUUUGCACAGCACCAACCAUUUGAUUUCUGUGAAGGAGAACUACUACUAUUUGCCGGGAAAGAAGGCUGGAGCGAUCACGGAGCGCUUUAACUUUACACCCACCGAAGAGGAGCUGGAAGCUGUGACGACGAAAUUCCAGAAUCUCCAGGUGCCGGAGAACUUUGAGCGAACUGUUCCAGCCUACGAUCCCGAGGAGCAAUCCAACUACAAAAACAUGGCGGUGGGUCAACCAAAAGCCCAACUGAAUCCACAGAGCAACACGUUUUGCGCAGCCCUCGGCAUUGAUGAUCCCCUCUGCUUGGCUAUGCUAGCCAAUGGCAAGGAUCUGCCAGUAGCUGAAGCUACGGUUCAGCAGCUUUCGAAGAGUUAUGAGGAAAAGAUGCCACAGGAGGAGGAGGAUCUUGGCGAGCCCUUGAUCACACCAACGAAAAGAAAAUUGAACCUUUCCCUGCCGGCGCCGACGUCUAGAGAAGCAAUUGAUCUGCCGGAUGAGACGGCGGCUGAGGAUGAGGGGGAGGAGGAGGAGGCUGAAGUAGAAACAGAAGCUCCAAAAGAAGAGGAACCAGCUGCGGUGACGGCGUCCACUCCAUCUCUCAAGAAGCUGAAGCGACGCAACCAGAACAUCUACCAAGCCGAUGAAGAAGAAUAAAACCCAACGAAUUCCGUAGUAAAAGCGGAGCGAACUUAAAAAAAA
Molecule: messenger RNA, 1732 nt
Organism: Drosophila kikkawai
Lineage: Eukaryota; Metazoa; Arthropoda; Insecta; Diptera; Drosophilidae
Gene: ldbr
Product: lariat debranching enzyme
Biological process (GO): mRNA splicing, via spliceosome
Cellular component (GO): nucleus
Molecular function (GO): RNA lariat debranching enzyme activity
Source: RefSeq, a predicted model, not a curated record